AACCUGGCCCUAAUCCGCAACUGACACGUGUCAGUCUUUAUUCCUUCUCCCACCUUCAAAUCCACCUCUCAUUCCGGUAAUCCCUCUCUCUCAUUAAAAUUUCACCUACAUAUUCUCUUCCUGACGCCGAUAGUUGCCACCAAUUUUCCGGCAUGCCUCUAACUUUCCGUCGCCGGCGUCGAGACUAAUAGCUAUGUUUUCCGGUAUGAACCGUUUUAUGAAACUCUCUCUCUUAAUUUAGAAAUGCUAGAUCUAUUCAUCGUUUCACACGUUCGAUCCAAAACUUGGUUUCACAAGAGGAAAAAAAUUAACCCUAAUUCAUCGUUCCCUUAACUCUCUUUCUCCAAUUUCCCUUCCAAUUUGCGCUCGCGUGAUUGUAAUUUUGCGAAUUUUGUACAGUAAAAGAACCUGCAUCUUUUUUUUGCAAUUUAUUUUCUUGAUUUGAAUUUUCCAAUUUUCUUUGCUGGGUUUCCAAAGGUUUUGUAUAGUUAGAGUUUGUGGUAGUUUUUAGGUUUUAGCGUGUUUUUGAAGAAAAGUUUCUUGAUUCUGGGUUUGUGAAAGUGGCUAAAAUGAACAUGAGUGUGGAUGAGGAAGAAGAAUCUGAUGAAGAGAUUCAAGUCCCAGCUGAGAUUGAUUGGCAAAUGCUUGAUAAAUCAAGGUUUUUCUUCCUUGGUGCUGCUUUAUUUUCUGGUGUUUCAGCAACACUUUACCCUGUUGUUGUUUUGAAAACUAGGCAGCAAGUUGCUCAGUCACAAGUUUCUUGUAUUAAGACUGCAUUUUCAUUGAUUAAGGGUGAGGGGUUUCGAGCAUUGUAUCGCGGGUUUGGUACAUCGUUGAUGGGUACAAUACCGGCUAGAGCUUUAUACAUGGCUGCUCUUGAGGUUACUAAGAGUAAUGUAGGGACUGUUACUGUUGGUUUUGGUCUUGCUGAACCAACUGCUGCUGCAAUUGCUAAUGCAGUUGCUGGUUUGAGUGCAGCUUUAGCAGCUCAACUUGUGUGGACCCCAGUUGAUGUUGUGAGUCAAAGGUUGAUGGUUCAAGGUGGUUGUAAUUCAAGUGAUCCUAAGGCUUCUUCUGUUAGAUAUGUUAAUGGAAUCGAUGCAUUUAGGAAAAUUCUUAGGACAGAUGGUCCUAGGGGUUUGUAUAGAGGUUUUGGGAUAUCAAUUUUGACUUAUGCGCCUUCAAAUGCUGUUUGGUGGGCUUCUUAUUCUGUUGCACAAAGGAUGGUUUGGGGUGGAGUUGGAUAUUACUUGAGUAACAAGAAAGGUGGUGGGGAGGGAAGUGAUAACAAUGGGGCAAAUGCGUUGAGGCCGGAUACGAGAACUAUUAUGGCAGUUCAGGGAGUCAGUGCAGCAAUGGCGGGAGGUAUGUCUGCAUUGAUUACUAUGCCAUUGGAUACAAUUAAGACAAGGCUGCAGGUCUUGGAUGGCGAUGAGAAUGGCCGUCGUGGGCCGACGGUGAUGCAUACGGUUAGAAAUUUGGUUAAGGAAGGUGGUUGGAUGGCUUGUUAUAGAGGAUUGGGACCUAGAUGGGCUUCAAUGUCUGUGUCUGCAACAACAAUGAUCACAACCUAUGAGUUUCUAAAACGGAUUUCCGCUAAGAGUAAUGAGGUUUUGACAUGAUGAACAAUGUAGUAAUAACAACAACAAGGAACAUAGAGAGAGGGAAGGUGGUUUUUUCCCCGCUCUCUUCUUUGUCUAAAUUCUGCUCUUAUCUAGUUUUUUCUUCUGUUUGGGCUAAGCUAGCAUGACUGAUUGAUCGAUGUAAGUCAUUGCAGGUUCAUAUAUAAAUAAAAGUUUUUUUUUCUAACACA
Molecule: messenger RNA, 1813 nt
Organism: Cicer arietinum (chickpea)
Lineage: Eukaryota; Viridiplantae; Streptophyta; Magnoliopsida; Fabales; Fabaceae
Biological process (GO): transmembrane transport
Source: RefSeq, a predicted model, not a curated record